This is a messenger RNA of Penicillium manginii, 1803 nucleotides long. Its product is annotated as PEX28-32 family peroxisomal membrane protein. Gene Ontology annotation, cellular component: peroxisomal membrane. Bases 1 to 1803 code for a protein of 600 amino acids. Lineage: Eukaryota; Fungi; Ascomycota; Eurotiomycetes; Eurotiales; Aspergillaceae. Gene Ontology annotation, biological process: peroxisome organization. The record is from RefSeq and is a predicted model, not a curated record. The transcript has 2 exons.
AUGCAGGAUGGCCAGUCUGAUUCUCUACCCCCAACGAUAGCCGCCUUCUCCCCUUCCACCAUCUCAGGCUCAGCCCUGACCUCGCGGCAACGCUCCAGCGUCAUCGUGCAUCGCAAAUCACCACUGCUGGUGGCUACGCCGCCGCCCAUCACCAGGGCCCUCGCCUACUCCCAUCCAUUCCUCCUACCACUCAACAAAUUCGCCGGCCUCUUAUCAUGGUCAACAGGGGACCCAUGGCAGAGCUUUCUCCUCGUAGCCACUUUCUGGACAGUGGUAUUGUACAGCGAUGCCAUCAUCCUCUGGGCCGGCCCGAUUCUCGUCGUCAUCGGCUUAAUACUCGGCAUGUACGGACGGCGCUAUUCACCCCUCUCAUCAACAACGUCCACAGGCGAAAAGCACCCGGGCAAGACGUCGACGGACACAACGACCCGCCAUCAGAAAAGUCUGGACGAUAUCGUUGAGACACUCCGCAUUUUCACAACAAGGUGUAAUAUCCUCCUCGAACCGCUGCUCGAUUUGACCGACUUUCUAUCCACGCAGCGCACGGCUACGUCCGCGACCACUCGGCCUGCACUGACUGCCUUAUUCCUUCGUAUCCUCUUGGUGACGCCUAUCUGGAUAGCCUUGACUCUCCCUCCCCUUUACAUAAUUACCACCCGCCGUGUCGUCAUGAUCGUCGGCACUAUAAUUCUGACAUACCACUCGCGCCCGGCCCGAGUCUCGCGCGUUAUUCUCUGGCGUUCGAGGGGUGUCCGCCGACUUUGCGGCAUGAUCACUGGUCUUUCGGUGGCUGAUGGGCCGAGCGCGCAGAAGACGCCCGCCCAAGACCAGGGUCAGGGCCAGGGUUUGAAUAUCGCAACUCGGCGGCGUGGAGAUGCUUCCGGGGUGCGAUUUACUUUUGUCGUGUACGAGAAUCAGCGCCGCUGGCUUGGGAUUGGGUGGACUUAUUCGUUGUUCCCGGCUGAGCGGGCUGCCUGGACUGAUGAACAUUUGAAUUCUGUUCCAGCGAAGGACUCGUUUGAACUUCCUGAUGUUCAAACUGGUGGUUCGAAGUGGCGCUGGGUGGAGGGGAGUGAGUGGCGCAUUGAGGGUGCGGAUAACUCCACGAACGGCAAGGACAAGACGUCUACUGUCGAGGGGUGGAUCUACUAUGAUAACAAGUGGAACGACGGACGCCGUGGCCAAGAUGGCUGGGACCGAUAUACACGCCGAAGAAAAUGGUACCGCGACGCCGAACUUGUCGAACUCCAAGAAGACAGCGAGCCUUCCGAAGAAAACGUCUCAGCCUUAACCCAGGCCCUAGAAAAGGAAAAAGAACAGGGCACCAGUAAAGAGAAAGACUCCGAACAGGAACCCAGCAGCACCAGCGCCGGCCUUUCCAACUCCACGCCUCUCAAGUCUCGCCGCCGACGCUGGUUCAGCAGCGGGAGUAAGGAGAAAGAUCGCGCCAGCAGUGGCGGUGGCGGCGGCGGCAGCACUUCUGCGGAUGUUGGUCGAUCUACCAGCUCGAAUCCGAAUCCGAAUCCGAAUCCAACGCCUUCGGGAGACGGUUCUGUUUCGGAUGGAAGUGCACGUGUGACACCCCCGCGCCCGAUCAGUACUAAUUCCCGCAAGGCCUCGCAGUAUAGCGGUCGUGAGGGAAGCGUCAUGACAAGCGAUAGCGCCAGCGCUAGUACUCGCGAAAAAGAAAUUGCGAGUUCGCAGGAUCGGCUUGAUCGGUGGGGAAUGCGUGCUGCUGGUGGGACAGAGAGGGCGGAGCGGGAGUUUGGAUUGAGCGAUGAGGUGAAUAUGGGAUUGAGUUGA